AUACGCAGCCAUACCUAUAUAUACAAGCUUUCCCCGUCGCCGCCGCCGCCGCCAACACCAACCAACUGCGGCUUGAGACGUCGCGCGCGACAUGGAGAAGAACACCACCGCCAUGGGGCAAUUGAUGAGCUCCUCCGCGACGACGGCGGCGACGGCGACGGGGCCGGCGUCGCCGAAGCGGCCGGCGGGGCGGACCAAGUUCCAGGAGACGAGGCACCCGGUGUUCCGCGGGGUGCGGCGGCGCGGGCGCGCGGGGCGGUGGGUGUGCGAGGUGCGCGUCCCGGGCAGCCGCGGCGACCGCCUGUGGGUCGGCACGUUCGACACCGCCGAGGAGGCCGCGCGCGCGCACGACGCCGCCAUGCUCGCCCUGUGCGGGGCCUCCGCCAGCCUCAACUUCGCCGACUCCGCCUGGCUGCUCCACGUCCCCCGCGCCCCCGUCGCCUCCGGCCAUGACCAGCUGCCCGACGUGCAGCGCGCCGCCAGCGAGGCCGUCGCCGAGUUCCAGCGCCGGGGAAGUACUGCCGCCACUGCCACCGCCACCUCCGGCGACGCCGCAUCCACCGCUCCUCCGUCGUCGUCGCCCGUUCUGUCACCCAACGACGACAAUGCCUCGUCGGCGUCCACUCCUGCGGUGGCGGCGGCGUUGGACCACGGCGACAUGUUCGGUGGCAUGCGCACCGAUCUGUACUUCGCGAGCUUGGCGCAGGGUCUGCUCAUCGAGCCGCCGCCGCCGCCGACCACCGCUGAGGGUUUCUGCGACGACGAAGGAUGCGGCGGCGCUGAAAUGGAGCUGUGGAGCUAGCAUCAAAUUAACCAAACAAUCUUCACUAGCUUGUUGGAUGUAGUAGUAGCAGUUCUAGCUAGCACAAGUGCAGAACACAAAAGGAUCGUUUGUGUUGUGCCUGCGAAAAAUUCCCCAAGGAAAUAUUUGUAUGCAUUUCAUUUAAUUUGCAUGGUUACAAAUUCCUACACAUUCUAUUUGCUCGAAUACAUUAUAAAAUCUAUGAAUUGUCAAAA
Oryza sativa Japonica Group (Japanese rice) is the source of this 1017-nucleotide messenger RNA. The record is from RefSeq and is a predicted model, not a curated record. Lineage: Eukaryota; Viridiplantae; Streptophyta; Magnoliopsida; Poales; Poaceae.